Molecule: messenger RNA, 1938 nt
Organism: Dovyalis caffra
Lineage: Eukaryota; Viridiplantae; Streptophyta; Magnoliopsida; Malpighiales; Salicaceae
Source: the annotation of a GenBank genome assembly
AUGGAGAACCAAAAAGUUUCUCAUCGUCCAACCAUAUGCUACAGACAUAUGCAACCUUCUGAUUUGGAGGCGUUAGAGCGAAUCCAUGCUGAUAUAUUUCCUAUCAGGUAUGAGUCAGAGUUUUUCCAAAGUGUUGUCAAUGAACGUGAUAUUGUUUCCUGGGCUGCAGUUGACCGCAGCCGACCUAAUGGUCAGAGUGAUGAACUUAUUGGAUUUGUUACCGCGCGGAUUGUACUGGCAAAAGAAACGGAGAUAGGAGAUUUGCUCAGAUAUGACCCCUCGAAACCAGAUCAAACAUUAGUUUAUAUCCUGACACUUGGAGUAGUAGAAACUUACAGAAAUCUUGGUAUAGCAAGGUCUCUUAUUUGUCAGGUCAUUAAAUAUGCUUCAAGGAUUCCAACAUGCCGUGCAGUUUACCUGCAUGUGAUUUCUUACAACAUUCCUGCCAUUCAUUUGUACAAAAAAAUGUCAUUCAAGUGUAUACGAAGGUUGCAAGGUUUUUAUCUAAUCAAUGGCCAGCAUUAUGAUUCAUUCUUGUUUGUUUACUACGUAAAUGGUGGUCGUUCCCCUUGCUCACCUUUAGAGCUUCUUAUAGCUGUGGUGAGUUACAUGACGAGUGGUGUUAAGUCAGUAGCUGCGAGGCUAAGGAAAAUUGAAGACAAGUCACCAAAAUGGCCGAAAUGUAAAGAAACCCACUCUCUUAUAUCAAUGCAAACGAAGAGAAACCUCACAACUGAAUGCACUGGUUAUGAAUGUGUGAUACGUGCUGGUACAUCUGUGAUCAAGUCUUGUGUGAAUGCCUGGUUGUUGACUGUCGAAUGCCUGGUUGUUGACUGUCGAUGUAAUAAGUCAUUUUGCGUCUUUGAUAUGUAUAAAUUGCUUUGGAGGAGCUUGUUUUUUCAGUUGGAAAGUGGGGGAGGACAGGCAACUAACAAUCUGUAUCCAUGCAUGCACACUGGCCAUAAAUUUGAAGUUAGAUAUAUGGUGACCAAUGGAAGAGAAAGGCAGAAAAUCUUGGCAAUGACGUCAUCUCUCCCAAGUCGCCCUCUUGUUGUUUCUCUCUGCUUGCUCCUCCUCCUCUUCCCUGUGUGUCUUGGCAUCGAUACCGCUUCCAUAACCUACCAUGGAGGCCCCCUCCUGACAGGAAACCUAAACCUAACUCUUAUUUGGUACGGUCAGUUUGGGCGUGUCCAUAAGAAUGUCAUCAGGACCUUCGUUGAAUCCUUACAUUACAAUGCAGGAGCCAACUUACAACCUCAAGUCUCAUCAUGGUGGAAUGUCAUUGAGAGCUACCAGGAGGUUGCCAGGAAGGGAAGUAGCCCUAUCAACGUAAAAGUUGUGAAGCAAGUGACCGAUCCAAAAUAUUCUGCAGGAAAAGUUGCUACAAGCGAGUUUAUUCAGCAAGUUUUGCAGAAGGCGACUGGGGGACGCUCUGACACCAUCCCUGUUAUUUUUACUUCCAAAGACGUUCAAAUGCAGGGGCUGUGCUUCACGAAAUGCUCGCAGCAUGGAACUUUUGGUGAUGAGCAGCCAUAUAUUGUGGUUGGCAACCCACAAAAUGAAUGUCCAGGGGCUUGUGCAUGGCCAUUCCAAAAGCCAGACAAAGGGCCUCUAUCUAUAACAUUGAACCCACCAAAUGGCAAUUUGGGUGCAGAUGCCAUGGUUAUUGCCUUUGCAAGAGCGUUAGUUGAAGCUGUGACCAAUCCAUAUAAGACUGGAUUUUUUCAGGACAACAGUAAUAAUGCCAACAAAACUAUUGAGGCUGCAUCAGCUUGUUGGGGCAUCUUCGGAAGUGGAGCAUUGGAUGGCUUUGCCGGAAAAGUUCUUGUCGAUCCGAACACGGGUGGAGGCUUCAAUGGCCAUGGAUCAAGGGGUAGGAAAUUUUUGAUCCCUGCUGUUUGGAACCCUAAAACAAAAUCAUGCUGGACCUUACUUUAG